AGAGAGAGAGAAGGAGAGGGGGCGGGGUAGGCGUGACACAGGCCUGUCUGCUCUUAUAGUCGAGAGGAAUGAGCGCGCCUCAGUCUCCGAUGAAAUGUGAGCGGAGGAUGCUCCUGCUCCAGAUGCCCUGCACUUCUUCUUCCUCCUCCUCCUCCUCCUCCUCUUCUCCAUCUUUUUCUACUCUCACAUUCCGCCCUAACGCCUCCUAGGCCUUGCGGGGACGGACAGAACCCAUCCAGGGGAGGAUUUACGCACAGACCCGAGCCGGUCCCGGACCUCCAUUGGCAAACAUCAGCGGCUUCUUUAUUAAUGUCAUCCACAGCGACCCCUGGCUCAUGUUACAGAAGGAGAGCAAGCUGUGGAGGGGGGACAGAGAGAGACUGGGGAAGGACCUGCAGAAAAUGGCCACAGGUCGGAAUCAAACCCAGGUUGCUGCAGGUUGAGGCCUUGACUCGUUGGGGCGGCACCUCUACCAGCAGCGAGCCCCAGUUGUGGCCGGUGGGCAUGGUUUUGGAGGGCAGCUCAGAGGCGCUGUGUCCCCCCCCAUCUCUGGAGCUGCGCCCAUCCUGCAACAAGAGCCAGUCCUCGCCUCCUCUGAGCACAAGCUCACAACCCCACGACGGAGUCUUCCCUGAGGACAAGGAGCCCGUCAAGUACGGCGAGCUCAUCGUCUUAGGGCACAAUGGUUCACUGGCCAAUGGAGACAAGGGUCGUAGAAGAAGUCGUCUGGCCCUUUACAAGAGACCCAAAGCCAAUGGGGUCAAACCGGAUGUUAUCCACAAUGUCUCAACACCUCUGGUGUCAAAGGCACUCAGCAACAAAAGCCAGCACAGCAUCUCCUACACACUGUCACGGAGCCACUCUGUCAUUGUGGAGUACACCCAUGACACCAACACAGACAUGUUUCAGAUUGGCCGGUCCACAGAGAGCAUGAUCGACUUCGUGGUGACGGACACGGCAGGCAGCGGCAGCAGCCAGGGCGGUGGUGCGGGAGGGGAGGGUGGCGGUGGAGGACAGUCAGCUCAGAGCACCAUCUCCCGCUACGCAUGUCGCAUCAUGUGCGAACGCAGCGCUCCCUACACAGCCCGCAUCUAUGCUGCCGGCUUCGACUCCUCCAAGAACAUCUUCCUGGGGGAGCGGGCAGCCAAAUGGAGGACGUCGGAUGGCUUGAUGGAUGGCCUCACCACCAAUGGGGUGCUGGUGAUGCACCCAGCAGGGGAGUUUGUGUCUGAGCCGGCUCCAGGCGUCUGGAGGGAAAUCUCAGUGUGUGGCAACGUCUUUGCCCUGAGAGAGACGCGCUCUGCCCAGCAGAGAGGAAAACUGGUUGAAAAUGAGUCCAAUACCUUACAGGAUGGUUCACUGAUUGAUCUGUGUGGGGCCACCCUGCUAUGGAGGACCCCCGCCGGACUGCGCCACACCCCCACUCUCAAACAACUGGAGUCCCUUCGCCAGGAGCUAAAUGCUGCCCGACCACAGUGCCCCGUGGGCUUCAACACCCUGGCCUUUCCCAGCCUGGCCCAGCGUGAGAUUGUUGACAAAAAGCAGCCCUGGGUCUACGUUAACUGUGGCCAUGUGCAUGGCUACCACAACUGGGGCUACCGCAAGGAGAAGGGCCCAGCCGGCCCCGGGGGCACGGCGCCGGCCAGCACUGGGGAGAGGGAGUGCCCCAUGUGCCGGCGAGUGGGCCCCUAUGUGCCACUGUGGCUGGGCUGUGAGGGAGGAUUGUACCUGGACAACGGGCCGCCCACUCAUGCUUUCUGCCCCUGUGGCCAUGUAUGCUCAGAAAAGACAGUGGUGGGGUGGAGCCAGAUCCCAUUACCCCAUGGCACCCAUGCCUUCCACGCUGCCUGCCCCUUCUGUGGCACCUGGUUGACAGGGGAGCAGGGCCACAUCAAACUCAUCUUCCAAGGCCCUGUCGACUGAAGCCCCGACCCGGGAACCACUCAGAGGACAGGGACGUUGGGAUUGGACAGAGGUGAGACAGAGUUAAGACUGUGUGCUAGAACAAAAAUCUGAACAUUUCAAGUAUGAGGUAAAAGAGAAAGCACUGAUGACAAGUACAGUGAGAGGACUGUUGAUAUGAUGAACUGAAAGCGACCUGCAAUAGUAGAUGCCAAGGCUUCACAUGGACUAAGAGGUGUAUGGAGGAGAUGUAAAUAAACUGUGUUGAAAUGAAAA
Molecule: messenger RNA, 2178 nt
Organism: Hippoglossus stenolepis (Pacific halibut)
Lineage: Eukaryota; Metazoa; Chordata; Actinopteri; Pleuronectiformes; Pleuronectidae
Gene: peli3
Product: pellino E3 ubiquitin protein ligase family member 3
Exons: 9
Coding region: 310-1923 (537 amino acids)
Biological process (GO): protein K63-linked ubiquitination; regulation of Toll signaling pathway
Molecular function (GO): protein binding; ubiquitin protein ligase activity
Source: RefSeq, a predicted model, not a curated record